Molecule: messenger RNA, 2756 nt
Organism: Pogonomyrmex barbatus (red harvester ant)
Lineage: Eukaryota; Metazoa; Arthropoda; Insecta; Hymenoptera; Formicidae
Product: FYVE, RhoGEF and PH domain-containing protein 4
Biological process (GO): cytoskeleton organization; filopodium assembly
Cellular component (GO): cytoplasm
Molecular function (GO): guanyl-nucleotide exchange factor activity; metal ion binding
Source: RefSeq, a predicted model, not a curated record
AUGCAACGAAGUCAGCUGAGGGACAUCUCAUCCUGGAUGACGCGCUUAUUCCCAGAGCCUGGAGACGGUAGUAGUCGAAUAAUCGACGGGUUCAAAAUGUUCGGCUCGAAAAACAACUCGCCCACCAGCACAUUUUACACUGAUUUGGAAAUCACGGAAGAUAAGCAGGAAUUUCAACAGAAGAAUGAACAUUCCAAAGCGACACAUUUGCCGGAGCAACAGAGUACGACCAGCGAAAAUGGAAACUCGCAAGAUUCAGACACGGCAACAAGUGUCGAGGAGCAACGAUACGUCAGACAUUCCUUCCAUAGGAUCGCCAGUUUCGGCGGCUUCCCGCGAUUUCAAUCGUUCGUUAUGUCCGCUUCCACGCCCGCUGAAUGCAUCGAUAUCACGAGGCAUGAGGAAACUUCAACAGAAACGUCCUAUAUGUCACAUAGUGUCCUAGAAUAUAGAAGUAGCAGGUAUGUAGCUUCGGAGAGGAGGUCUCAUCAGUAUACAUUAGGUACCUACGCGGUAAGCGAAUCCGAGAGCGAGGAAGAAUCAGAGGAAGCAAGGUCUUCGGAAACGGACUCUGCCAUCGUGGCCGAUCAUACGGAGGAAUCGAUAUCAGAGCCUAAACUGCUCGCGAAGAAAAGUUCCCCUGAUUCGAAGCGGAAAAAGGCGUUGCGUGUGGCGCAAGAGUUACUAGCGACUGAAAAAAAUUAUGUCAACAUUUUACAUCUGAUCGAUCAAGUAUUCCAAUUCAGAGUCGAUCAAGAAAACAGAGCACAUCCUAUGUUCCCUCCAGAGACUGUCCAGCACAUGUUCUCAAAUAUUAAAUCUAUUUAUAAAUUUCACAACGAUUUUCUCUUACCACAAUUUGAGGAAAGAAUGCAAUGUUGGGAUUCAAAUCCAAGAAUCGGUGAUAUAAUGAAGAAUUUUGCACCCUUUCUCAAAAUGUAUACAGAAUACGUAAAAAAUUUUGAUUACGCCAUGAAUUUGAUAAACGGACUGCAAAAUAAAGUUCCCAGGUUUGCAGCAAUUGUCAAUGAAAUUCAAAAGCUCGACGAAUGCGCUAAAUUAUCGUUAGCACAUCACAUGUUGAGUCCGAUACAAAGGCUGCCGCGAUACGAACUGCUUCUUAAAGAUUAUUUACGAAAUCUAACUGAGGAUAAUCCGGAUUAUGAAGACACAAAAAAAGCUCUGGAAUUAGUAUCUACCGCUGCGAAUCAUACGAACGAGGCAAUGAAAAAAAUCGAUAAAUUUAAAAAACUUUUGGAAAUUCAAGAAAGUAUAUAUGAUGCAACUGAUCUAGUCAGUGCGACUCGUGAAUUAAUAAAAGAGGGACGUAUAGUGAAAAUUUCAGCACGUAGCGGUGAUCAUCAAGAGAGGCAUUUGUUUUUGUUUAGUGAUUUAUUAUUAUUGUGCUCAAUAAGACUGAUACCCGGUCCUAUGUAUCGAUUAAGAGCUAAAUUUAUGGUGGAAAAUUUACAAGUAGUUGAAGGAGACAAUCUAGAAACCGCAAAUACUUUUUAUAUACGAGACGAAAAUAAAAGCGUCGAGUUAUAUACACACGCUGCCACGGAGAAAGCAGCAUGGUUGGAUGCACUGUUCCAAACGAUGCAAGAGAUCAUCAGACGCAAGGCCAGUCUCAAAACUGGUAACGUUAAGACUUCUUUGGUUAAAGCUGAUGAUAUAACCAAGUGCAUGGUUUGCCAAGUUAUUUUUUCUGUGAUGAAACGAAAGCACAAUUGCCGGGCCUGUGGAAUAGUAGUUUGUAGUAAAUGCUCAAGUCAGAAAUUAUUAUUUGAAGACAAUAAGAAUAUGAGAGUGUGCAGAUUAUGUCAUUCCGCGCUCACUCAACCGCUCACUAAAUCACCGUCGUCACCGUCUGGACCAGUGCCAAGUUUGUUACAGGUAUCAGCGAGUGCGUCAUCAGUAUUAUCUGGAUACCUAUUACUGAAGACUCAGGCCAGUAAGCCUUGGACAAAACGAUGGUUCGCAUUGCACUUUGAUUUUGUUCUAUAUUCAUUUAAAUCAGAGUCUGAGAGUAUGGCAAUGACAGCGACGCCUAUGCCAGGCUUUAUGGUUACGGAAGGUACAAAACUACCCGAUGAAGAUCCCUUGAACACAAAAGAUCGAAUAAGAGCAUUUAAGAUGCAUCAUUCGAGAAAAUAUUACUAUCUCCAAGCAUUUUCUCAGGAGGAUAAAGAAAAAUGGAUGCACGCGUUGGAGUUGGCUACAAAGGCUGAACUACCUCAUUUUACGCAGGUGGAAAACGAAAACGCACAAGAAAGUCAAUCGAUAAACGAUGUACAAUGAAUAUUCGUACCUUUUUAUCUACCAAACUAGCCAAUUUUUUACUAUUGUAUUCAUAAACGAGAAAAUGAUAUAGCAAUGUAAAAUAAUCGUUAGUAGUUAAUUAGCUAUAUUUAAAAUGACGUUAACUUAUGUUUUAUAUAUAUAUUGUUAUUAGAGUGUAUACAUUACAAAAGAGAAAUCGAGUCAAUAGCGGCCGCAGCCAAAACGCUUGUUGUUUUAUAUAAUGUUCUGUUAUAGUAUAUUUAUAAAUAUAUAUAUAUGUGUGUCGUUUCUAUCACGAUACGCUGUGCUGACUGUAAUUUGCAAUGGAAAUCGAUACGUCACAAUGCUUGAAAAGUUAAUUACGCGCUUCAGUGAUAGUAUCUAAGCUACGAGAUCGUUUUUACUGAAAUCGAUUUUACUAAAUGCGCAAUGAAUUCUAUAAUUUAAUCAAUAAAUUUAUUCCGUCAAUUAAA